AUUUGCUUAAACCCUAAAAGAAAAUGACGAGCCUUUAGCUGCUGAACUCUAACAUCAACAACUUAUUCACAAAAGUAGAGAAGAAGAAGAAUCACAAGAUGGGUCGCAGCAUAAACCCUAAGAAGGCAAAGAGGAAGAACAAGAAGAAGGGAGAAGCGUCUUCCUCCUCGGUGCCAUCGAUGCCAACAAGGGUUUGGCAGCCAGGUGUGGAUAAGCUCGAAGAAGGAGAAGAGCUUCAGUGCGACCCUUCUGCUUAUAAUUCCCUUCAUGGCUUCCAUGUUGGUUGGCCCUGUUUGAGUUUUGACAUUUUAGGUGAUAAGUUGGGUUUGAACCGAACUGAGUUUCCUCACACCUUGUAUAUGGUGGCUGGGACUCAGGCGGAGAAAGCACCUUUGAACUCCAUUGGAUUAUUUAAAAUUAGCAACGUGUCUGGGAAGAGACGUGAUGUAGUUCCCAAGACGGUUAAUGGUGAUGAUGCUAUGGAGGAUGAGGAUGAUGAAGAUGAGGACAGUGAUAGCGAUGAGGAAAGUGAAGAUGGAGCUUCCACUACUCCGAUUAUUCAGGUCCGCAGAGUUGCUCACCAUGGAUGUGUUAACCGCAUUCGUGCAAUGCCACAGAAUCCUCAUAUAUGUGUCUCUUGGGCAGAUUCUGGUCAUGUACAGGUGUGGGACAUGAGCUCUCAUCUUAAUGCUUUGGCAGAGUCAGAAACAGAAGGUAAAGAUGGAACUUCACCGGCUCUAAACCAAGCACCCUUAGUUAACUUUUCUGGCCACAAAGAUGAAGGCUAUGCUAUAGAUUGGAGUCCUGCAACAGCUGGAAGACUUCUUUCCGGGGACUGCAUGAGUAUGAUUCAUCUGUGGGAACCAGCUUCUGGUUCAUGGACUGUUGAUCCUAUUCCGUUAACAGGACACACCGCAAGUGUUGAAGAUUUACAAUGGAGUCCAGCUGAAGCCAACGUGUUUGCAUCCUGUUCUGUGGAUGGGACUAUUGCACUAUGGGAUGUCCGAGUUGGGAAGACGCCUGCAUUAUCUUUCAAAGCACAUAACGCAGAUGUGAAUGUUAUCUCAUGGAACAGGCUGGCUAGUUGCAUGUUGGCUUCAGGAAGUGACGAUGGAGCAUUCUCUAUCCAUGAUCUUAGAGUUAUCAAGGAGGGAGAUGCUAAGGUAGCACAUUUUGAGUAUCAUAAGCAUCCUAUCACGUCGAUUGAGUGGAGCGCUCAUGAAUCCUCAACACUUGCAGUCUCUUCCGGCGACAACCAGCUCACGAUAUGGGAUUUAUCCUUAGAGAAGGAUGAAGAAGAGGAAGCAGAGUUCAAAGCACAGACCAAGGAACAUGUUAACACACCUCAAGAUUUGCCUCCUCAGCUUCUUUUCGUUCACCAGGGACAAAAGGACUUGAAGGAACUCCACUGGCACAACCAGAUUCCAGGGAUGAUCAUCUCAACUGCUGAAGAUGGGUUCAACAUCUUGAUGCCUUACAACAUUCAGAACACACUUCCUGAUCUCGCUGCCUGAAAAGCUUGAGCCUUUUUUCCUGAAAAACUUUUCUAGUCUCUUGAGAUUUUUUUUUAUUGUCCUCCCUGUUUUCAAGAACUUUACUCUUUCAUAACUUGAUGUUUCAUAACCGUCGGUUGGUUUCAUUUUGUGACAAAAUGUCAAAUUGACAAAAUGUCAAAGUAUGUUUUUUAAAAGCAUUCUCUCACUAUGGUGUAUUAUUAUUAUUUCACAACUUUCAAGCGUUCAUCAUUGGUCGAUUGA
Brassica napus (rape) is the source of this 1757-nucleotide messenger RNA. RefSeq names its product protein HEAT STRESS TOLERANT DWD 1. The coding region runs from base 99 to 1514 and encodes 471 amino acids. The record is from RefSeq and is a predicted model, not a curated record. Gene Ontology annotation, molecular function: protein binding. The transcript is spliced from 12 exons. Lineage: Eukaryota; Viridiplantae; Streptophyta; Magnoliopsida; Brassicales; Brassicaceae.